Molecule: messenger RNA, 2199 nt
Organism: Budorcas taxicolor (takin)
Lineage: Eukaryota; Metazoa; Chordata; Mammalia; Artiodactyla; Bovidae
Gene: SIRT1
Product: sirtuin 1
Exons: 9
Coding region: 1-2199 (732 amino acids)
Molecular function (GO): NAD+ binding
Source: RefSeq, a predicted model, not a curated record
AUGGCGGACGAGGCGGCGCUCGCCCUUCAGCCCGGCGGCUCCCCCUCGGUAGUGGCGGCCGAGAGGGAGGCCCCGUCGCCGCCUGCUGGGGAGCCGCUCCGCAAGAGGCCGCGAAGAGACGGCCCCGGCCUCGGGCGGGGCCCGGGCGAGCCCGGCGGGACGGCCCCCGAGCGGGAACUGCCGGCGGCGGCCGGCGGCUGCCCGGCAGCGGCGGCGGCGCUGUGGCGGGAGGCCCAGGCGGCGGCGGCGGCCGCAGAAGGAGACAAUGGGCCGGGCUUACAGGGCCUAUCCCGGGAGGCGCCACCGGCCGACGACUUCUACGACGACGACGACGAGGGCGAGGAGGAGGAAGAGGCGGCGGCGGCUAUUGGGUACCGAGAUGACCUUCUGUUUGGUGAUGAAAUCAUCACCAACGGUUUCCAUUCGUGCGAAAGUGACGAAGAUGAUAGAGCCUCGCAUGCGAGUUCUAGUGACUGGACUCCAAGACCUCGGAUAGGUCCAUAUACUUUUGUUCAGCAACAUCUCAUGAUUGGCACAGAUCCUCGAACAAUUCUUAAAGAUUUACUACCAGAAACAAUUCCUCCACCUGAAUUGGAUGAUAUGACACUGUGGCAGAUUGUUAUUAAUAUCCUUUCAGAACCACCAAAAAGGAAAAAAAGAAAAGAUAUUAAUACAAUUGAAGAUGCUGUGAAAUUACUGCAAGAGUGCAAAAAAAUAAUAGUUCUAACUGGAGCUGGGGUUUCUGUUUCUUGUGGAAUACCUGACUUCAGGUCAAGAGACGGUAUUUAUGCUCGCCUUGCAAUAGACUUUCCAGACCUUCCAGAUCCUCAAGCAAUGUUUGAUAUUGAAUAUUUCAGAAAAGAUCCAAGACCAUUCUUCAAGUUUGCAAAGGAAAUAUAUCCUGGACAAUUCCAACCAUCUCUUUGUCACAAAUUCAUAGCCUUGUCCGAUAAGGAAGGAAAACUACUUCGCAACUAUACUCAGAACAUAGAUACACUGGAGCAGGUUGCAGGAAUCCAAAAGAUAAUUCAGUGCCAUGGUUCCUUUGCAACAGCAUCUUGCCUGAUUUGUAAAUAUAAAGUUGACUGUGAAGCUGUACGAGGAGAUAUUUUUAAUCAGGUGGUUCCUCGAUGUCCUAGAUGCCCAGCUGAUGAACCGCUUGCUAUCAUGAAACCAGAGAUUGUCUUUUUUGGUGAAAAUUUACCAGAACAGUUUCAUAGAGCCAUGAAGUAUGACAAAGAUGAAGUUGAUCUUCUCAUUGUUAUCGGAUCUUCCCUGAAAGUAAGACCAGUAGCACUAAUUCCAAGUUCCAUACCCCAUGAAGUGCCUCAGAUAUUGAUUAAUAGGGAACCUUUGCCUCAUCUGCAUUUUGAUGUAGAGCUUCUUGGAGACUGUGACGUAAUUAUUAAUGAACUGUGUCAUAGGUUAGGUGGCGAAUAUGCCAAACUUUGCUGUAACCCUGUGAAGCUUUCAGAAAUUACUGAAAAACCUCCUCGAAUACAAAAAGAGUUGGCACAUUUGUCAGAAUUGCCACCCACACCCCUCAAUAUUUCAGAAGGCUCAAGUUCACCAGAAAGAACUUCACCACCAGAUUCUUCAGUGAUUGUCGCUCUUUUAGACCAAGAAACAAAGAGUAAUGUCGAUGAUGCUGAUGUGUCUGAAUCAAAAGACCAUGGCACAGAAAAAGCACAGGAGGUGCAGACUUCUACUAGAAGCAUUGGGAGUGCUGACGAACAGUUGGAGAGUCCAGAUUUGAAGAAUGCUGUCUCCGAUUCUGGGGAGAAAAAUGAAAGAACUUCAGUUGCUGAAACAGUGAGAAAAUGCUGGCCAGCUAGACUUGCAAAGGAGCAGAUUAGUAAACGCCUUGAUGAUAAUCAGUAUCUGUUUUUACCACCAAACCGUUACAUUUUCCAUGGCGCUGAGGUAUAUUCCGACUCUGAAGAUGAUGUCUUAUCCUCUAGUUCUUGCGGCAGUAACAGUGAUAGUGGAACAUGCCAGAGUCCAAGUUUAGAAGAACCCAUGGAGGAUGAAAGUGAGAAUGAAGAAUUUUACAAUGGUUUGGAAGAUGAUGCUGAUAUUAAUGAGAGAGCCGGAGGAACUGUAUUUGAAGCUGAUGGAGGUGAUCAAGAGGCAGUUAAUGAAGCUAUAUCCGUGAAACAGGAAGCAACAUGCAUUAACUAUCCAUCAAACAAAUCAUAA